Molecule: messenger RNA, 5203 nt
Organism: Eruca vesicaria subsp. sativa (arugula)
Lineage: Eukaryota; Viridiplantae; Streptophyta; Magnoliopsida; Brassicales; Brassicaceae
Source: the annotation of a GenBank genome assembly
AAAAAAAUAAAAGGAAGAAGCGUCACUGCCUUCCUUCAUCCUUGGUUGUUCGCUCGACCUGGCGAUGUUGUACCAGGAGACGCUGACGAUUGGUGGAAUGUAACGUUGUUGCUUCUCGUUUUCGCUACAAUCGGAAUCAUUCGUAUUCGCUCUUCACCUCUCUGGGUUUCGUCCUUCAAAACAGUGAAAUCGAGAUUCAUUUUUCUAGCUAGUGCUGGGUAACUAAACCCUAGAUUGCACGAGGACGAGUUAACAUGGACUGGAUAAACAAAUCUACUCCUUGUUUGGAAAGUUCCAAUUUGGCAAACGGUGUUCAAGGAAAUGUUCCUCUUCAGCGUCAGGAGAGACUUGUUUGCCAUUCUUCGUCAACCGAUGUAGAUAUGGACCUUAGAGAAGUUUAUUUCCUUAUAUUGCAUUUUCUCUCUACCGGCCCCUGCGAUCGAACCUUUGGGCACCUGAGAGAUGAAAUUUUGGAAAAAGGGCUUUUGCCCCGUAGGUAUCAUUCCUUGUGGUCAAGAAGUGGCACUUUCACUGGGCUUCCUGACGAUGAUGGCAUCUCGCUCCCUCUGACUUAUGACAACUUGGUUGAGAGGUAUCCUCAUAUUGAAAAGGAUCACUUGGUGAAGCUUCUCAAACAACUUAUUUUAAACCCACCUUUUCCUUCACACGUGAGAGUCCAAGGAAAUACUCCUAAUGCUGCUGAUGUUCCAACGCUAUUAGGAUCGGGCGCCUUUUCACUUGUGGAUCAUAAAAUUAUGGAGUCUCAGAAAGUUAGGCAUGUUGCAUCAUACUUACGCUGGCCGCAUAUGCAUGCUGAUCAAGUGCGUGGCCUGAGUCUUAGAGAAAUUGGAGGAGGUUUCAGAAAACACCACCGUGCUCCUUCCAUUAUUUCAGCUUGUCAUGCUAUUGCAAAACCAUCAACAAUGGUUCAAAAGAUGCAAAAUAUAAAGAAGCUCAGAGGACAUCGUAAUGCUGUUUACUGCGCUAUAUUUGAUCGUUCUGGAAGAUAUGUUAUCACUGGUUCCGAUGACCGGCUUGUGAAAAUUUGGUCAAUGGAAACUGCGCUUUGCUUGGCGAGCUGCCGCGGGCAUGAAGGUGACAUUACAGACUUGGCCGUUAGUUCAAACAAUGCUUUGGUAGCAUCAGCUUCAAACGAUUUUGUGAUUCGAGUGUGGAGGUUGCCUGAUGGAAUGCCAAUUUCUGUAUUGCGGGGACAUACUGGAGCUGUUACUGCAAUUGCAUUUAGUCCCAGACAGGCGUCUGUUUACCAACUUUUAUCGUCAUCAGAUGAUGGAACCUGUCGAAUCUGGGAUGCUAGGUACUCUCAAUGGCUUCCUAGAAUCUAUGUUCCAUGUCCGUCGGAUUCUGGCACUGGAAAAAGCGAUUUUACAUCUUCUAACGCGGCAUCUACAAGCAAUGCAUCCCAGAAUCUUCAAAUACUAUGCUGUGCGUACAAUGCUAAUGGAACCAUAUUCGUCACGGGUAGCUCUGACAGCAAUGCGAGGGUUUGGAGUGCCUCAAAACCUAACUUGGAGGAUGCUGAACAGCCGACUCAUGAGCUGGAUGUUCUACGUGGCCAUGAGAAUGAUGUCAACUAUGUGCAGUUUAGUGGUUGUGCUGUGGCUCCAAGAUCUUCAACAACUGAAACUCUGAAGGAAGAUAAUUACCCAAAGUUUAAGAAUUCCUGGUUUUGUCAUGACAACAUCGUAACGUGCUCUCGUGAUGGUAGUGCAAUUAUAUGGACACCAAGAUCACGUAAAUUCCAUGGGAAAUCUGGACGCUGGGUGAAAGGAUAUCAUUUGAAGGUUCCACCUCCCCCACUUCCGCCACAACCUCCUCGAGGAGGGCCACGUCAGAGGUUUCUUCCAACACCACGGGGUGUCAAUAUGAUUGUAUGGAGCCUGGAUAAUCGUUUCGUACUUGCCGCUAUCAUGGAUUGCAGGAUUUGUGUUUGGAAUGCUGCUGAUGGUAGCUUAGUGCAUUGCUUAACAGGUCACAGUGAAUCGUCCUAUGUCUUGGAUGUCCACCCUUUCAAUCCACGGAUUGCUAUGAGCGCCGGCUAUGAUGGGAAAACAAUCAUCUGGGAUAUAUGGGAGGGUAUACCAAUCAAAGUAUACGAUAUCGGGCGGUUUAAGCUAGUUGAUGGAAAGUUUUCACAAGAUGGAACAUCUAUUGUGCUUUCAGAUGAAGUUGGCCAGAUAUAUUUUCUAAACACGGGACAAGGGGAGUCUCAAAAAGCUGCUAAAUACGACCAGUUCUUCCUUGGUGAUUACCGUCCUCUUAUUCGAGAUACCAAUGGACAUGUUCUUGAUCAGGAGACUCAACUUCUUCCCCAUCGGAGGAACCUUCAAGAUCUUCUUUGUGAUUCAAGUAUGAUUCCGUAUCCAGAACCUGACCAGACAUUGUUUCAGCAACGCAGACUGGGUGCAUUAGGAGUGGAAUGGCGUCCUUCGUCGAUAAAGCUUUCUGUUGGCCCUGAUUUUAGUCUAGGUCAAGAUUAUAUUAUGCCUCCUAUGGCAGAUCUGGAUAGAUUGAUCGAGCCACUGCCUGAGUUUAUAGAUGCUAUGUUCUGGGAACCAGAACAUGAAGUUCUGAGUGAUGACAAUGAUUCGGAGUACAAUGCCGAAGUUUCCUCUGAUGGAGCUAGGGCAAGCCUAUGUUCCAACUCGUCAAAUGAACUUGAGUGCAGUUCCGAGGACAGUGACGUUGAAAAUAUUUACGAAAAUUUCUAUCAUCGGAAAAGAAGAAGACAGCAUCCUAGAGCUGAUGUGGCUACGUCAUCUGGAAGGCGUGAUAAGAGGAUUUUGGAUGAGAUUGAUAGCUCGAAAUUUGGAAAUAAGAGAACCAAGAACCGAAGAAUUGGUGUGAAGGCUUCAAAAAGAAGAUGUUCUGAUGUCAAGGAAUCACGACCGCAAAGAGCAGCCGCCCAAAAUGCUCGAUCCUUGCUUUCAAAAAUUUCUGGAAGCUCUUCGGAUGAAGUUGAUGAUUCAUCCAGUAGUGACUCUGAUAGAAGCGCAUCACCUUUGCAACAGUUGGAAAAGCCGUCACAGAAGCUGGAAUCUCUUUCAAAUGACAAACAAAAGAAAAGAUUGAUUGUAAAGAUCUCGGUUAAGAAGCCAGCAGAGUCCGUGGUUAGCAAGAGAGAUGUAAUAAAUCAAGCUGAUUUAGAGCACGUUUCUUCGAAAUCUUUGGAGGAGAAUCAGAAAGUAAUUGGUAUAUACUCUAGAGAAUCUGGGUCAAGUUCUGUAGAUGCAAAAGGUGCGUCAUGGUAUCAGGAUAUGCCACCUUCUAUGAAUACACCACAGAGAGAAAAGGCCAAUAAUCAGUUGAUAAAAUCUUUAGAUCAGGACCAGAAUAUGUGCAACUGGAGGGAAGAGAUUCCUCUUUGUGAAUCCACCGAAUUAAAUGCGUCUGAGAACAUUGAAGAAGCCCAAGCAUUUAAUGAGGAUGAGGAUUUGUCAAGAGUUGAGCCAUUGUCUGCUCAGCUAAGACAUUCGGAUAUAGAUACUUCCUUGGAAGCUGAGGAGAUUAUUCCAAAGAAAGUUCGACGACUGAGAUUAAAGCUUCGGCACCCCAGCAGUCCUUUAAAACUAGAGCCUGAUGAGGUAGCAGAUGAUUUCGCAGAUGGUGGAGAAGGUUGUGCAUCCAUAGCUCCCUUUUCCAUGAAUCCUAUUAUGGAUUCUGAACCUGUGAUAGAUAAUGUUAGAUACUCUCCUGCACAUGAAGUUGAGUUUGGAGAAGCUACAGCCGAUGUGAUACGUAGAAAGAGAUCCAUGAGACUGAAGGCCACUUCAAGUCAAUCUAGUGCAAGAAAUAGUGUAUUACGCUUGAGGUCAGGCUCUGGAUCUGUAGAUAAAGUAAAGAAACAAGGAAAUCCUUCCGCAAGCGUGUAUGAUGGUGCAUCACUUGAAGAAUGGCCUUCUACUUCAAGAGCUGGGUCUCGGUCUGCAAGCGCUAAUGCCAGCAAACAAAGUCUGAAUAGUGGGAUAAGGUUGAAUAACGUGUCAAGGAAAAUCUCAUGGUUGAUGUUGUCAGAACACGAGGAAGGCUGCCGUUAUAUACCGCAGCUAGGGGAUGAAGUUGUUUACUUGAAGCAGGGUCAUCAAGAAUUCCUAAAAACUAGAGAAUUAGAUGACAGGGACCGAUCAAGAUACCUUCCUCGAAACCUAGGAGCGGUAGAGUUUUGUAAAGUCGAAAAACUCAACUACGAUACAUAUCCUGGUUCUGGCGAGAGCUGCUGCAAAAUGACUCUCAGCGUUCUGGAUUCUUCUUCAUCUCAUGCCUCCCGCAAAGAGUUCCAACUAACACUGCCUGACCUCGUUAAUUUCCCGGAUUUUAUUGUGGAGAAGACUCGAUACGAUGCUGCAAUUAAGACAAACUGGGAAAUAGGUGAUGAAUGCCGUGUGUGGUGGAGAAACGAAUCCGGUGAAGGAGGUGCUUGGUGGGAAGGGAGGAUUGAGUCAUCACAAGUUAAGUCUAAUGAGUUCCCAAGCAGUCCGUGGGAGAGAUACGGAGUUGUCUAUGAAAAUGGGGAGACGAGUCUUCACAGUCCCUGGGAGUUUGAAAAUCCGCAGUUACCUUGGGAAAAUUCUACAAUGGACGAAGAGCCAAGAGAUAAAUUACUUUCUUUAUUUGCUGGACUAGUGAAGUCAGUCAGCAAGCAUCAGGAUAGUUAUGGAAUCCAAAAGCUAAACGAAGCUGCUCAAAAGAUGGAUUUCUGCAAUAGGUUCCCAGUGCCUUUAUACCCAGAGCUGAUUCACCAGAGAGUAGAGAAUCAGUACUACAGAAGUAUGGGGUCGUUUAAGCACGACGUGGAUGCAAUGCUGUCAAACGCUGAAUCUUAUUUUGGUACAAACCCACAUAUGCGUUCUAAGAUAAAGCGACUCCGAGAUAAAAUCACAAAAACGUUAAGAAAAGUUUCACAAAGUUGAUGAUAUGAUAUGUUUUGUUUUCUAAACUCCCUAGGCGGUGGCCAUUUUUUUCUAUGAGGAUAUUUAUAUAGCGAAGAAAAUGCAAGAGUUUUCACUUUAGUAAACAAAAGAAAGGUCGGUUUUCUUUGGGUGAGUGGCACAAGGUUCAUGUUAUAGAUGGGGUCGCUUUAGUUCCACGAGACUAACAUGUAUGUAGUAUAAAAAUGUACUCUUUUGUUACAGGAGUGACAUAAGGAGUCUGGUUUUAUUUUCAGCCCAUUACAAGUACGAAU